UCCAGAGGCGCGGCCGCGGGGCACAGCAGCGCCGGCACAAGGUGGGGAGCAAGCCCCGUCCUACCGCUGCCCCUGUCCUCUUGCAGGAGGGUCGAGCGCCGGGGAGCUGAUCCUCAUCCAGGCGGAUGAAUGGCGGCGGCGGACGACCUCAAAUUUCAAGAAUUUGAYGAUGCAGCUAAUUUGCUUGCAGCAAAUCCUGAUGCCACCACCAUAAGCAUCGAGGAGCCAGUCGAAAUCCCCAAGAAUCAGCACACUCGCCUGCAGGAGCCAGGGAGAGAAGAGGAUGAUGAGUUACUGGGCACCGAUGACUCCGAUAAAACAGAGCUGCUUGCAGGACAGAAGAAAAGUGCCCCUUUCUGGACUUUUGAUUAUUACCAGACCUUCUUCGAUGUGGACACAUACCAGGUCCUGGACAGAAUCAAAGGUUCAGUGUUCCCAGUACCAGGGAAGAACUUUGUAAGGCUGUAUAUCCGCAGCAAUCCUGACCUUUAUGGUCCCUUUUGGAUAUGUGCCACACUCGUGUUCACCAUUGCUGUUAGUGGCAAUCUCUCAAAUUUCUUCAUCCAUCUGGGCAAACCAACAUACCACUAUGUGCCCGAGUUCAGAAAAGUGUCCAUAGCAGCUACAACRAUUUAUGCGUACGCUUGGCUUGUUCCCCUUGCUCUCUGGGGAUUCCUAAUGUGGAGGAACAGUAAAGUCAUGAACAUUGUUUCCUACUCAUUCCUGGAGAUAGUGUGUGUAUAUGGCUACUCCCUCUUCRUUUACAUUCCCACAGCUAUUUUGUGGAUCAUUCCCCAGAAGGUGGUGCGCUGGGUGCUGAUGGUGUUCUCCCUGUGCCUCUCGGGGUCUGUGUUGGUGAUGACCUUCUGGCCCGCGGUUCGAGAUGACAACCGCAGGAUCGCAGUGGCCACYGUGGCCACCAUCCUGCUGCUUCACGCCCUGCUGGCUGUUGGCUGCUUGGCAUACUUUUUUGAUGCCCCUGAACUGGAUUUUCCUGCACCUAUUAUCCCUGCUCACAAUGGAACAACAGUAAUAACAAAGAGUCACUAAAUAAGAUGACAGCACCGUUUUCUCCAUCUAUACAGUAGUUUUAUUUUAGAUUAUUUUUUCACUGAAGAACCGUGGAAACUGCAAGAACCUGGGAUGUGUUUUGUAGCAGGACAGACAGCAAUGUGCUGUGGACAUUGGACAUUUCUAUGCUUGCUGGACGCUGGUUCCAUGAGGAGAAUGAACAUCAAUCCCCAUCUAGAACAGAGGGUUUUUUUUUUUAAUUUGGUUGGUGUUUUUUUUAGGUUUUGUUUUUUCUUUAAUUCAGUCUAAGCUCGCCACACUGUUUUGCCCYUGAAUAAAGCGUUCUGAAGGCGA
Malurus melanocephalus (red-backed fairy wren) is the source of this 1365-nucleotide messenger RNA. RefSeq names its product Yip1 domain family member 1 (gene YIPF1). The transcript has 9 exons. The record is from RefSeq and is a predicted model, not a curated record. Gene Ontology annotation, molecular function: small GTPase binding. Lineage: Eukaryota; Metazoa; Chordata; Aves; Passeriformes; Maluridae. Bases 130 to 1050 code for a protein of 306 amino acids. Gene Ontology annotation, biological process: vesicle-mediated transport. Gene Ontology annotation, cellular component: membrane; Golgi apparatus.